GUGUGUCGAGGCUUCCUCAGAGAUCCUUCUUCAUGUAGCUACACGUUUGUUUUACAUGUACUUAGUAAUGAAGUGGUUUUAACGCGUGACUGAUUCUCCUGAGAGAAACUACGAGAACGAGUCCAUCAGAAUAGAACCGCCAUCUACAGGUUUAACCCUGCAGUCUACAGAAAUGGAGGCGGACAGGCAGCAGGACCUCAAAGUUGUAGGUGCAGGAAAGAGUCAAUCAGGCAACAAUGUGAGACAACUUAUAGCAAAGAUGGAAAAACUGGGAGCAGCCAAUGGGGGUAGAGGAUACACCGACACAGACAAUGAGAUGGAAGAUCUUGGACGAAGACUGAAGCAUCGACAUUUAGGUGGAGGAAGGUUGACCUCCAAAAUGAGCCUCCUUGGGGAACAUGACACAGUGAAACUUGAGAGUCUGAUUCAGAGUAAGAGACCAGACUCUCCUGAGCCCAGCUGUGUGUCUAUGAAGAGUGAUGAGUCAAUGGGUAGAGCCAUAACCUUCAAACAGGGAGAGUCUUCACCUGAACUGAGUCUGGUUCACAGUAAGAGACCAGACUCUCCUGAGCCCAGCUGUGUGUCUAUGAAGAGUGACGCGUCAAUGGACAUACCCACAGCCUUCAAACAGGGAGAGUCUCCACCUGAACUGAGUCUGGUUCACAGUAAGAGACCAGACUCUCCUGAGCCCAGCUGUGUGUCUAUGAAGAGUGAUCAGUCAAUGGGUAGAGGCAUAUACUUCAAACAGGGAGAGUCUUCACCUGAACUGAGUCACUUUCACAGUAAGAGACCAGACUCUCCUGAGCCCAGCUGUGUGUCUAUGAAGAGUGAUGAGUCAAUGGGUAGAGCCAUAACCUUCAAACAGGGAGAGUCUUCACCUGAACUGAGAGCCCAAAAGGAGAGAGCAAAGAUCACCAUGACACGUCUGGAGUCCGUAUUCCAGGAACUGGAGCACAAAGUCAUCUCUCUGGUGAAGAAUCAGCUGAAGAGGUUCAAGAAGGUACUGAGUCCAGAUUUCCCAGCAUGCUCUGAGAGGGAGGUGGAGGAUGAGGUGGAUCAGAGUGUCAGAGAAGGAACACUGCAGAUCGCACUGCACGUCCUGAGGAACAUGAACCAGACAGACCUCGCCAGCACACUACAAACCAAACUGGCUCCUGCUUGUCAUCAAAAGUUCAAAUCUACAUUGAAAAAAAAAUUCCAGAGAAUUAAUGAAGGAAUCUCAUAUCAUGGAGGCUCAACACUUCUGAAUCAGAUCUACACAGAGCUCUACAUCACAGAAGGGGGGAGUGGAGAGAUCAAUAAUGAACAUGAGGUGAGACAGAUUGAGACAGCGUCCAGGAGACCAGCAACCCAGGAGAGACCCAUCAACUGCAGUGACCUCUUUAAAGACACAGCCGUCAGAACUGUACUGACUAAUGGAGUUGCUGGAAUUGGAAAAACAGUCUCAGUGCAGAAGUUCAUUCUGGACUGGGCUGAAGGAAAAGCAAAUCAGGACAUCCUCUUCAUAUUUCCACUUCCUUUUAGGGAGCUGAAUUCAGUGAAGAGUAGAAAACUCAGUCUAGUUGAUCUUCUUUGUCUCUUUUUCACAGACAUAAAAAAGUUAAAACCAACAGAUUAUUAUCAGUACAAAGUCUUGUUCAUCUUUGAUGGUCUGGAUGAAAGUCGACUUCCUCUAGAUUUCCAGAACAAUGAGAGCUUGUCUGAUGUAACACAGUCAGCCUCAGUGGAUGUGCUGCUAACAAACCUCAUCAAAGGGAAUCUGCUUCCCUCUGCUCUUCUCUGGAUCACCUCUCGACCAGCAGCAGCCAAUCAGAUCCCUCCUGAGUGUGUUGACCAGGUAACAGAGGUACGAGGAUUCAGUGACCCUCAGAAAGAGGAAUACUUCAGGAAGAGGGUCAGUGACCAGAGUCUGGCCAACAGAGUCAUCACACAUAUGAAGUCAUCAAGAAGCCUCUACAUCAUGUGCCACAUACCGGUCUUCUGCUGGAUUGCAGCCACUGUUCUGGAGAGGAUGCUGGGUGAAGCAGAGAGUGGAGAGAUCCCCAAGACUCUGACUCAAAUGUUCACACACUUCCUGAUCUUUCAGAUCAAACACAAAGACCAAAAGUACCAUGGAAAAUGUGACACUGAUCCUCGGCAGACUAGAGAGAUUAUUCUGGCUCUGGGAAAACUGGCUUUCCAACAGCUGGAAAAAGGCAACCUGAUCUUCUAUGAGGAAGACCUGAGAGAGUGUGGCAUUGAUGUGAGAGAAGUGUCAGUGUACUCAGGAGUCUGCACUCAGAUCUUCAGAGAGGAGUUGGGGCUGCACCUGGGGAAGGUGUUCAGCUUUGUCCAUCUGAGUGUUCAGGAGUUUCUGGCUGCUUUGUUUGCAUUUUUCUCCUUUAUUUCUCAGAACAGAAAUGUGCUGAAACAACAAACACAUUCAAAAUCAACAAUGACUGAUUUUCUCAAGAGUGCAGUGGACAGAGCUUUACAGAGUGAGAAUGGACACCUGGACCUUUUUCUCCGUUUCCUUCUGGGUCUCUCACUGGAGUCUAAUCAGACUCUCUUACGAGGUCUACUGACACAUACAGGAAGCACUUCUAACUGCAGAGAGGAAACAGUUAAGUACAUCAAGGAGAAGCUCAGGGAGAAUCUCUCUCCAGAGAAAUACAUCAAUCUGUUCCACUGUCUGAAUGAACUGAAUGACCACUCUCUAGUGCAGGAAGUCCAGACAUACCUGAACAGUGGAAACCAUCGCUGUCUAUCUAGAGUCACCCUCUCUCCUGCUCAGUGGUCAGCUCUGGUGUUUGUGUUGUUGAACUCAGAGGAAGAGCUGGAUGAGUUUGACCUGAACAAAUAUGACCCAUCAGAGGAAUGUCUUCUGAGGCUUCUGCCAGUCAUUACAGCAUCCAGAAAAGCUGAAUUAAUGCUUUUAAAACAGCCUUUGAAGAGUGGAUUUAACACGUUUCCUGCUCACCAAGGAACCAAAGCAGAGGCUUCCUCACUUCCUCAGAGCUCUGUGCAGGCCACAGGAGUUCCUUCACACCAAACUCACUAAGGCAGGUCUUUAUAGAGUUUGCUUUGUGCACAGAGGCUCAAACUGCUGCCAUAAAGAAGCACAGAAUUGUCUAAAAUUAAUUUGUAUGUUUUUGUAGCAUUAUUAUUACCCCUCACUGGAACUAAGGGGCCCAAAUCCUGAAAAAAGAUCUCUGGUCUUUUAUUCUGUACCUGCAGUUUUUCUCCAUUUACAAUUUCUCUAAAUGGUGUAUUUCUUCAGUGUUAAUUGUACAGAAUAAAAACAGACUUUUUAGUGCUGUGUGGGGUUUAGAUUAAUAA
Molecule: messenger RNA, 3318 nt
Organism: Colossoma macropomum (tambaqui)
Lineage: Eukaryota; Metazoa; Chordata; Actinopteri; Characiformes; Serrasalmidae
Product: NLR family CARD domain-containing protein 3-like
Exons: 11
Coding region: 173-3040 (955 amino acids)
Source: RefSeq, a predicted model, not a curated record